Messenger RNA from Arvicanthis niloticus (Nile rat), 2757 nucleotides. It is a transcript of the gene Qtgal, whose product is annotated as queuosine-tRNA galactosyltransferase. The record is from RefSeq and is a predicted model, not a curated record. NCBI's taxonomy places the organism in Eukaryota, Metazoa, Chordata, Mammalia, Rodentia, Muridae.
CAUCCUCCCGGUGCACAAUGCUGAACAGUGGUUGGAUGAGUGCUUGAUGUCUGUUUUACAGCAAGACUUUGAAGGCACCAUGGAGCUCUCUGUUUUUAAUGACGCCAGCAAGGACAAGUCUACGGCCAUCAUUGAAAAGUGGAAGGUGAAACUGGAAGACUCUGGCAUCUCUGUAGUCAUCGGAGGCCAUGACUCUCCUUCUCCCAGAGGAGUUGGAUAUUCUAAAAACCAAGCAGUCGCGCAGAGCUCAGGGUCUUACCUUUGCUUUUUGGAUUCAGAUGAUGUUAUGAUGCCCCAGAGAGUGAGGAUGCAGUAUGAAGCUGCUGUCCAGCACCCAACGAGUAUCAUAGGAUGCCAAGUGAGGAGGGAUCCCCCAGACUCCACAGAGCGAUACACACGGUGGAUCAACCAGUUGACAUCUGAUCAGCUGCUGACACAGGUGUUCACCUCCCACGGCCCCACAGUGAUCAUGCCUACCUGGUUCUGCUCUCGAACCUGGUUUUCCCACGUGGGCCCAUUUGAUGAAGGAGGACAGGGGGUUCCAGAGGAUCUGCUGUUCUUCUAUGAGCAUCUCAGGAAAGGCGGCGGCGUCUUCCGGGUCGACCACAGCCUGCUCCUCUACAGAUACCAUCUGUAUGCAGCCACACAUUCAGUCCUGGAGAUGACCAUCUGGACUCACCGUGUCCACUUCCUAGAGGAACAAGUCCUACCUCACUGGAAGUCCUUCACCAUCUGGAAUGCAGGCAAACAGGGGCGCAAGUUAUACCGCAGCCUGACUGCAGCCAGCCGGCACAAGGUGGUGGCCUUCUGCGAUGUUGACGAGAACAAGAUCAGAAAGGGCUUCUACUGCCACGAGGACUCACAGGAAAAGCCCAAGCCAAAGGUCCCCAUCCUGCAUUUCCAAGCUGCCCAGUCGCCCUUUGUCAUCUGCGUGAAGCUGGACCUCACAGGGGGCAAGUUUGAAGACAACCUGAAGUCACUGCAGUUGCAGGAAGGCCGGGACUUCGUUCACUUCAGCUGAGGCUGCCGCCGAGACAUGAUAAAGCCUUCCUCACACAUGGCCUCAUCAGCUGAUCUCAGCCAGGCUUCCUUCUGCUCACAACAGAACAUUCUGAGUCUCAGAAAGAGGCCUGUGAGACUGGAAUGAAGUAUGAUCCAGGCCUCCAGAAGUCCCUGCCACCAGGACAGCACAACAAACCUGCAGACCGAGGCCUGGAAAGUGACCCGAUAGAGGCGCAGCCUGUGUGCUUUCCAGCCUGGCUCCAUGAGGUGCAGGCUGUUAAACUGAGUGAGUGCAUACUACCACAGGCCUUGGCUUCAGGCCCUGGCCACUUCACUAUGACCAGUUAUCUUGAGUUCUGUCUCAGCCACGUGUCCAUCCUCAACAGCUUAGUGAGAUCAGGCCUGAGACACAGAGAGGCAGAAGAGGCAGGCAGGCCCUGGGACACGAGGUGCAAAGGAUCCAGGCUUUGGGACCAGAGUUGUCAUCUACAUUCCCACAGGGAUGCUGGUUUCUGAUGAUUUCUGGCUCAGACCAUUGUAGUAUUGUUGGUGACUUGGCAGGCUGAGCAUGUGAGGAGAGCUGCCUGUCACUGCAUCUGCCCAGCAAGUCAAACUCUACACCAGGGUGUGAAACAUCCAUCAUGCUACACAAAUCACACAGCACUGAAGGGGAGCCCACAGUAGGUCUUCGAGCUCCUUCUGCACAGACAUCCCAGAGAUAGGCAGAGGCUGGGCUGUGUGAUACAUGAUUUAAUGAGAAGCACAUCUGUGUGACAGCAUAAGUAUGGGCAGUCCAGGCCAGCAGAGCACAGCAUGCAUGAGGAACCACUGAUCUCUGUGGAUGGCCUCCCAAUCCAUCUAGCAGAGGUGCUACCUUUCUCAGAAGUUUUCUCAGAAGUCUGUGGCACCAAGUUUCCAUGAUGGUAAAGCUUGUUGUGGAGCCUGAGGGCAAGACAUCCCAGCUAGGUAGGCAAGGCUCAGCUUCCUGGAACAGGCUGUAAAGAUACAUGGUGACAUCAGGCUGGUUGUCACCCCACCCUCUCUGAGAUAUGGCUAAAGCCUGCCAUGUACCAGAAUCCUAGCAGCUUGAAUUGUGUAGUAAUAGCUCUGUGGCCUUGUCAGAGUACAUUAGUAAACUGUUCACAUAUGUUUACACUUUUCUAACAAUGUAAAGAGUGGAGUUAAACUCAAGUUCACCCUGCAUAAGGGACCAAGACUAUACCAUGGCCCUAUCUGUUGUCACCACUCCUAGAGCCACUUGGGCAGCCAGGCCACACCUGCGUAUCUCCUGAUGGCUUGUCCUGGGAAGACUUGAGCACAGACCCAGUAUAAUGCACACAAGAGGGAAAAACAAAACCUUCUCUCAACAUGUCACAGACGUGAGGGCUCAGGCACAAAGCUGACUCGAAGCAAAAAGAAAGGAAAGAAGCUGACCAGCGAGACCAAGCCGCCUAAAUACCAAGACCUCGGGGUUGUAACAAACCAGUUUCAGACAGGGCUCUGCAGCUAGAGGUCAAGGCCGGGGAUAAAGUAAUGUGUCAAGAAAGAGUGCUGGCCCCAGGGUGACUGGGGACAGAAAGGAGGAGCUGUGAGACAAGUUAACAGGGGAGGAAAUGAAAUCCAGAUAAGGGGAAAGAAAGAUUAAACAGGAAGGGAGGAAAUAGGAAACAAAGAUGAUGGAUGUAAACUUGCCUGUAAUUAUACAGUAAACAUGAAUACAUGAAACACUAAUUAAUAAAGAUUUUAAGAUGAUAU